AUGUUUGCCGCUCCCCGCCUCCCCUCAACAACACUCUUCCUCUCCAACGCCCGACCUUUCUUCUUCGCCUUCACCCGCCGCCUCCACGAGUCCCUCCCACGACCGCCCAUACCCCCGGUAACCAAAAGGACACCAGAUGUAACUACAUUCCUCAAACAAAUCGGUCGGAACACAAUCCAGCACGCGCCAAAGUUCGAGACGUGGGAGCAGUUCUUCUCGCUGACGUCCAAGCAACUGCGAAAUUUGGGUGUUGAGCCGCCAAGGGAUCGGAGGUACAUCUUGCACUGGAGGGAGAGGUACAGGGUGCUUAAUGGGGAUGUCGUGCUCAAGGAGCAUAAGAGGGGUGUUAAGGUUGAUGGUGGGGAGAGGAGGCGGGCCUCGGUUUUGGCCAAGAGGAGGGCGGAGGAGCGGAAGGAGCAGAGGAAGGGUGCCCGAGAUGGGGCCGAUUCUGAGAAGGGGAAGUACCUUUAAGAGGGGGUCGUGUGGAUGGGGUGGUCGACCUUUGUAUGUUCAAUGCUUUAUUUCUACAUUGCUUGCCUCUGCCAGUGCUCGCGGUACGGUUCGAGCCGUCGAUAACAAGAUCACAAUCGCCAGUUAUCGAUAACAACUAAGUAAAUACCUGAGGGAGGUGAAACUGAUAA
This is a messenger RNA of Tuber melanosporum (Perigord truffle), 641 nucleotides long. RefSeq lists its product as uncharacterized. Gene Ontology annotation, cellular component: mitochondrion. Bases 1 to 471 code for a protein of 156 amino acids. The record is from RefSeq and is a predicted model, not a curated record. NCBI's taxonomy places the organism in Eukaryota, Fungi, Ascomycota, Pezizomycetes, Pezizales, Tuberaceae. The transcript has a single exon.